Molecule: messenger RNA, 1195 nt
Organism: Zea mays
Lineage: Eukaryota; Viridiplantae; Streptophyta; Magnoliopsida; Poales; Poaceae
Product: long chain base biosynthesis protein 1a
Exons: 7
Coding region: 1-933 (310 amino acids)
Biological process (GO): ceramide biosynthetic process; sphingosine biosynthetic process
Cellular component (GO): endoplasmic reticulum
Molecular function (GO): pyridoxal phosphate binding; serine C-palmitoyltransferase activity
Source: RefSeq, a predicted model, not a curated record
AUGGAGCUCACGAGCAUCUCCCUCUGCGCACCCUCUCCGUGCGUCCCUGCUCCCUCGUCACCAGGUGCACGCGCGCAGCUUCCUGCGCACCGGGAUGGCCCUCCAGCCCCAGCUCGCCCCUGCCCUCAGCCAUGGCGCCUGGCCACCGCCGCCCCUGCUUUCCAUGGCGGCACUUCCUGCUUCCUACUGGUGGUUGUCUCCAUCCCCUCCAUGUCGCCCCAGCUCGCCCAGCCCCCUCUCUGCUGGUUGCCGGUCACCUCUGCUACUUCCAUUGUGUGGCACUUAGGGUAUUUAAGAUGGAGUGGAAUAUUGCAGCACAUCACACACCAGGUGUUCGGUGAAAGGUCCAAACCAAAAGUCGUCGUCGUUUCAGAAUAUAUCGAGUCGAUUCGAUUUGGAUUGCUGCAUCAGUUCAUUGGAGAAAUAUGGUGUUGGUUCUUGUGGUCUGACUUUUAUGGAACAAUUGAUGUCCAUCUUGACUGUGAGUCAAAGAUAGCUAAAUUUUUGGGGACUCCAGACUCCAUUCUUUAUUCAUAUAGGAUUUCUACAAUAUUCAGUGUGAUACCUGCCUUCUGUAAGAAAGGAGAUAUCAUAGUCACUGAUGAGGGUGUUCACUGGGCAGUGCAAAAUGGUCUCCAUCUAUCAAGAAGCAAUGUGGUGUACUUCAAGCACAUUGAUAUGGCUUCACUUGCAAGCACUUUGGAAAAACUUACUCGUGGAAAUAAACGUGCUGAAAAGAUUAGGCGCUACAUUGUUGUAGAAUCCAUUUACCAGAAUUCUGGCCAAAUUGCCCCCUUGGAUGAGAUUGUCAGGUUGAAGGAGAAAUAUCGAUUCCGUGUUAUUCUGGAGGAGAGUCAUUCUUUUGGGGUGCUUGGCAAGUCUGGGCGUGGUCUUGCUGAACAUUAUGGAGUUUCUCUCCCAAACAAGGCCUAACUGUUUGGUGAAAUGCUUGGGACAAAGUAGCCAGCAAGAAUGGAGUCAUGGAACAUUGGCAGGAGGGUUGCGGCAGCGACAACUGAUGUAUCCCUUAGACAAUCUGGUUUUGACAUGAUGCAAAUAAAUCUGAUGUACACUGUAUUCCGCACUUGCACAGAUUGUUUGGUUAAUUACAAGAUUAUCUCAGUGUUUUGGUUUGAAUUUAGAGUACACUUAUGUAUGAAAUAUUGAUUGGUACUCAUCUAUAUUAUAUUAAUUA